Messenger RNA from Drosophila willistoni, 3995 nucleotides. Its product is annotated as focadhesin. The record is from RefSeq and is a predicted model, not a curated record. The transcript has 7 exons. NCBI's taxonomy places the organism in Eukaryota, Metazoa, Arthropoda, Insecta, Diptera, Drosophilidae. Gene Ontology annotation, biological process: regulation of post-transcriptional gene silencing. Bases 263 to 3871 code for a protein of 1202 amino acids.
GGAAAUUGUUCACAUUUCUGAUUUUGAAACAAAUUAUAAUAUAAUUUGCAGUGUUUUUUCUAUACUAGACUGUUUAUUAUUUGGCUGACUUAUCAGCUCAUAAGAUUGUGACACUAAGUAUUUGGCGUAUCCACAAAUUAACAAUUAACGACUUUACUCACAUUUCAAGUUCCAACUGGUCAUGUUUCGUUUGUUUAUGCUGUUGGCAAAAUAACAACUGAUACUCCUUGAAAGUGCAUGGAUCAAAAGUGAAAACUUCACCAUGGAAGACUUUGAGAGCAUUAAGCCAAGCAGUUCGGUGGUUAAACUAGCUACUUGCCUGGAGAAAAUAUACAGCAAAAUUGUGGAGAGCCGGGAGAAGCAAGUGCCCGAACAUCAAAUAAAGGAAAUCGAGUUCCUUAAGCAGCAAUGCAAACACGAGCACAUGCAAUUGAGUCUGAUGAGCUGUCAGACUUUGGUACGCCUUGUAGAGGAGGGAGUCCUGGAGGCCACUAACAUGCAGAACACACUCCUAUCCCUGCUGGCCAAUGCGAGCCCCAUCCACUUUGCUGUUAUAACUGAGAGCAUACUUAACUUGCAAUUACUUAGUCUGAAGCGAAAAACCACUCUAUUGAAGGAGCAAGAAACUUACUUAUGUCCCUACGGCAUGAAGACGCAGCAACAUCCUAUAAUAUCACUUUUGCAACAUUCGAGCGCCAAUAUGCACGAUGUGAGCAACAAGAUUAUUGGAAUCUGCUUGCACCAUGACAAAAGUAUUCGCGAUUUUAGCAUUGAGUAUCUGCGUCCCGUGUUCCUUUAUGUACUGUGUAAUCCCAAGACUUUGCCUGAUGUCAAGCCAAUUUGGACUUGCCUGCUUGGCUUGAGUCGCAAUCAGCCUGAAGCCAGGGAUCUCAUGCAGGAGCUGUUGUCGUGGAGUAAAUUUAACAACUCCGGCACUUGUCUCUCCACCAGCAUAUUGGUGAUUGAGGCCACCGACUACUUUUUGCAACAGUCCGAUCAUGCUCAGUCCAUUGAUCUUUGCAUAUACCAGGCCUGCAUUAUCAAGCAACUGGCCAUCUACGGCAUAGAUCCACGACCCAGUUUGCAGUGUGUGUUAAGGGUAUUGCAUGCCACGCGUGAGCACACUCAGAACCAUUAUCAUGUGCUUCUGGUUCUAAUGGCCGAGACCCUGCACUUGUUGUCUCCCUUCUAUCUGGCUGAUCUGUUACGGAUCAUAGUCUUUAUAGUGGUACAGGAACAGUGUGGCCACGAGUACAUUUUAAACAUGUGUCUGGACGGUAUUAUUCAGUGGAUGUCCCAGACUACGUUUAUCCCCGCCGAGGGUCUGGUAUUGGCGAAGCAGAUAGUGGACCGAGUGCUCGAUCAACAGGAAAAGAAAAUGACAGAGAACACGAUUUCCACUAAACAAUUGCAGCCCGCUCAUAUACGAAACUAUCAUCCGGAUAUCGCCAUAGCGUUUGACUUGUCUGUACUGGUUGAGUCGUUUGAUAGCUCCGAGAAUAAGGAUGUCUUUGCCUUCGUCGAUGCCUUGAACGUAAAGGCUAACACUGCCUUCUGCCAGCGCCUGCAUUUAUUCCUGCGUUCCAUGUUUUUGUCGCGUGAACCAGCCUUGGAUUGCUGGUUCAAAAUUUACGAAGUUAUACUCCAGAUAAUCAAGGUGAAUGAAGGCAUAGCCUACGAUUUCCUUAUGACCUACAUUUUUAAACUGGCUCACGAAAAGAAUCCAGAGCUGCAGUUGGAACUGCUGCGAGGCCUAGCCAGCUUUGCUGUAUCUAAGGAUAAUGUGCCCAUGAUUUUAAAUACUAUUCGCAAUUUAGCCACCGAAAACGCCACCUUAUGUAUUGACUUGUAUCUUCGCUUGUGGCGCGUGGAGGCGCGCACUUACCCCUUCUUGCUGAAACAGAUUGCUCAACCUCAACAGGAGAUCAGCAAACACUGGGAGCUGCAAAUAGCACGCACUUAUGCCAUGCGAGAAAUCUGCCAGGAGAAACCCGCCUUGCAUGGCUCUGAAAUCCUGCCACAUCUAAGCAACAUCCUUAGCAGCUGCGCAGAUGAGGAAGGCGACUUGGCUACCUCCAUGGCUUUGGAUGCAAUCUAUGUCCUCUGUGAUAGCCACACAGUCAAUAUUGCUUCUACCUGGCAAGCGUUGGGCAGUAAAUUUCGCAAUGAGCAACGAACCCAGACUCUUAGAUCGCUGUAUAGAUUUUUUGGUUUGGUUCCCCUGCUGCAGACUCCUACGCUGGAGUAUGAGAAAUUGGCAGACGAUGCCCUGGAACACCUAUGGCAGGCCAUUAGUCGACCUGGAUUUGACUCCGCCCAAGUGCGCAAUGCACUAUCCGCCCUCAAGAGCUACGAGCCCGGCUCCACACUUAAUCUACGCCACAUUCCAGCCCACUUUCGAUUCGAAAUCGUAGGUGGUGCAGUAAACAGUGGUGGUCGUGAUGUAAUCGAUCUGCAACAGGAAGCUGUGCCUGGCGAAGUGUGGGUACAAUUACUACAAAAAAUUCGACCGGAGUGUGGAGAUGCAGCUGCAGAUCUCAUUGCCCACUACAUUGCAAAUGAGAUUAGUUUUUUCCGGAGGGAGCUGUAUCGACUACCUGAAGGCAAACCAGAGCCACGUAAAUUGGUUGGUUUAGGUGCCAACAGCCCAUUGCGUGCAGUCAGCAACUACCUAGUGAGUCAAGCCCGUUUUGGCGACUAUGUUCCAGAACCCUACGCUGUGACAUUCGCCCUCAGAGCAUUGUCCAAGAAGUUCGUUAAGCCCAUUCCGCCGCUGGACUGGAGUUGCCUAACCAGUUUCUUUCAUUUGUCUUUUGACGCGAGGAAGUUCUGCAUUAUGAUAGCUAAAAACCAAGCACAGCAUUCUGGCACAGCUCGAAGACUGUUGGAAAACUUCCUGAUUGACUUCGAACCGAAUUGUUUUGAGGAGGAUCUUCUGUUGCUCUUCUCGCUGCUGCCGGAAAUAGCCAACAGUGUGAGCCUACAAAUUUUAAAGGGGUUCGCCGAGAAAGUUGCUGUCUAUUGCUUUAAGGAAUCUCAGCUAAAUGAUUUUAACGAAGGUUGUCUUUUUGAGAAAUUCCUCGAGAGCGUAAAGCAUAUAUUUACUGAGAAAUGCGAGAUUCCUGAAGUCCUUGACGUUUUCACACUCAUCGUGGAGCGUUAUAUGGACUCAAUGAAUUUAGACUCGCGACUUUUUGAACGCUACACUGAGGUAGUUGCCGUUUUGCAUCCCAAUGCCAUUAAUGGCUUAACCACGCCCGCCAACUGGUGGGAAACUCCAAUGGGAAAGUUAAAGAAAGCCACGAUCAUACGCUGUUACUUGGUGUUAUUCAACGAAAAAUUGGCAAAUCCCCUUAAAUGGUUAACACCCAUUAUUGAUGCAUAUGAACGACGGCCGGAAGAGCGCGGAUUCUUCUAUCGGCAUCUGGCCUCCACUUUGUAUGCCUUUGGAAGUGAUGAAAAUGCCUGCAAUUGGAUAAUGGAAAUAUUUCUCGAGAUUCAAAUGCUUCUGGCUGAGGCUUCAAGUAACAAGGAGAAAUUAACUAGAGCUCUGUACCUGCUGGACAUAUUUAUACUGUCUGUAGAUGUCCUCUCUGGUUGUGCAGUGCUUCUGGGCAGCGUGGAUGUGGUGGCCACUGAUGACAAAGAGCGGCUUCUGCUUUUUCCCGAAAGUCUUCAGUUUCUGUGUGAUCACAUAUUUUGGAAAGAUCAGGAAGCUAGAAUCUACGAAUUUCUCUAUAGUCUCUAUAAACAUUCUUCGAUUCCACCAAACUACACAACAAUUUUAAAGGACUCCAUAAUCUGUUCACGUAACAAAUCUUAUUUUGACCAGAAGGGUGUUUGGACCAAAUACGUUGGUUUACGUAAAUAAUGCCAACUGUCCAAUUUGAACCACUAGUGCACUUACACGCAUAGCUAACACGCAUAUCCAUAUACAUAUUUUAUUGAAACUAAAGAAAUAUACAAUUUUACGCACAAUUUAUAAAGUUCUUAAA